GGGAUAUCCUACAAGCAACUUCUGAGUACGCAUCCUCUACAUGCCCAAACGUGUUGCUAGAUAUAAAUACUAUCUUUGUAAAUUAUUAUCGGAUCUUUUAGUACUCGCUCUCACAAUACUAUUUAUUUUGUCCCGUACGACCGAAUAAUGAAAGGCCAUUUUAAGUUGUACUUAAAUAUCGUGUCAUCUCUAUCAUUUUACAAUGAAUUUGUAGUGACAGAACUAUACUUAAGCGCGUCUUAAAAUUAAGUGUAGUUUGAAUAUUUGGACAUUAGUGUUUAAAAAGACAUGUAGAAAGAAUGGAUGAAAGUAGAGUAACGAAAGAAGUAUACAGAGCGGAUAUGAAUGGGGCCGUUGGUAGAGGGCGCCCUAGACUGACAUAUAGUGACCAGAUUGGCGAUAUACUAAAGAAGGGCCAAAUUAAAAGUACCCUUAACCGACGAGCAUUCAUGAAAAGAUUGAUGACUGUUGAUGAAACGAAAGAGGAAUGUAGGAAUCGCAGUAAUUGGCGUUCCAUAAUCUCUUCCUCCAUGGGAGACAGGCGUGAAGUUAUGUAUGUAUAUAUGUUUAAAAAGUGUGUGAGAAUUAAUAGCAAUAAAAGAUAAAAUAAAGACAGAAAGAAUACGCGAUGCAUGUUGAGAACGAAUCACCUUUUCCUUAAAACCUCAAGAUAUUAUGAAUUAGCAGAUACCUAUAAUGACUAAACACUAAGAAAUACCCAAUUGAACCGUUACCUCGUAGGUACACACCUCCAAUAAUUAAUACGAGAUAUGAUAUUCGCAGAGGGUAAACCCCAUCGGACUCAUUUAUUGCGUGAGUCGAUAUCUUCGAGGGCCGAGCAUCUUGCCCCUCCCCGCGUGCAUUUGUUAGUAAACUUGCUCGACGGGCCGUAGUAAGGGCGUCACAAACGCUGCGCCCGCGCAAACUUCGAUCGAGGCAGCAUUCAAUCGUGAAGUAGCGUGCGAAGCGGAUCGCUCAGCGGUGACGGUCGCGCGCUUUCAGUUUACGAAUUGCGACUAGUUGACAGUUCUAGUGGACUUUAGAGUUCAAGUUGAAGAGUAAAGUGAUGUCGAAGGAUAAUCAGAGGUUUAGCCGGCUGGGCGUCCUAGCGCCAGCUGCCCUGUCCGCCUGCAUGGAUGCCUCCGUGCUGGCGGUCCCGGCUGCCGGGGCCAUCGUCUCCACAGUCCUCAAGGAGCUCAGCAAGGCGUUCAUGCUGAAAAAAUGGUUCCACGGCGUAAUGUCUGCGAAAGAAGCGGAGCUGCUUAUCAUGCAAAAGGGGAAAAACGGCUCCUUCCUCGUGAGGGAGUCUCAAGCUCACCCUGGAGAGUACGUGCUAUCUGUUAGAGUAAGGGGGAGAGUCAGCCACGUCAUGAUUCGAAGACAGCACGAUAAAUACGACGUCGGCAGUGGAGAGCAAUUCGACGAUUUAGUUGGAUUAAUAGAACACUUUAGGUUGUACCCUAUGAUUGAGACUUCUGGCGACGUGCUGCGACUCCUGCAGCCGGUCAGCGGUACCCGACUCAGAGCACAUGACAUUGACCGCAAGGUGCAGGAAAUGCAGGAGAUUGAAGACUACCAGAAGUUGGACAACAAAUGCGGCUUCGAUGGAGAGUUUCAGUCGCUGAAGAUGUUGGAAGAUCGACACGUAUUCACAAACUUUGAGGGAACCAGACCAGAGAACGCGCCGAAGAACCGAUAUAGAAAUAUAUUACCAUAUGAUCAGACGCGUGUGGUGCUUCGUCGGCGAGACAAUAGGCCGGAGUCAGACUACAUUAACGCGAGCUUUGUCAGAUCUUCACGACUCAGCGACUCCUCCUCCUCCGUACAGUCCUCCAAUGAGAGCCUGGACAGUGUUCAAUCCCUGAUACUGAACAGUGAGUCAAAGAAGGCACCACCUUUAGUUUCCAAGUCCCUUUCAGACGAAGCUUUGAGGGAAGUGAAAAAGUGUUUAAAACUCGACAAAAUUAAUGGCAACCUCUGUCGCGACGUAACAGUAAAAGACAAAACUUACAUUGCUGCUCAAGGCUGUCUCUCCAACACAAAAGAUGACUUCUGGCGCAUGAUAUGGCAGGAAGACGUCAGGGUGAUAGCUAUGAUCACUAAUGAAGUGGAAAAUGGCAAGAGAAAAUGUGAAAGGUAUUGGCCGUUGUCUGGACACGAGGAGAGGUUCGAUGGUCUCAUAGUCAAGGCUAUCUCAGAGACACAUUAUGAAGAGUAUCUUCUUCGCGAGUUCGAUGUCAGUGACGACAAGAACUGUCGAACUGUCUUCCAGUAUCAGUUCACUGCAUGGCCCGACCACGGUACACCCGGUGACCCUGAUGGAGUGCUGUCCUUCAUAGAUGACAUCAACCGGAGAAUGAUAAAAAAUUCACAAGAAUCUGAUGCUCCAGAACAGAACAUCCUGUGUGUGCAUUGCUCUGCUGGCGUCGGCAGGACGGGCACAUUCAUAGUCUUGGACAUGCUAAUCGAUAGAAUAAAGACAUCUGGAUUCAACUGUGACAUCGAUGUGCAUUCCACUGUGAAGCUGGUGAGGGCACAGCGCAACGGUAUGGUACAGAAUAAGAUGCAGUACAGGUUCAUUUACCUGGCACUACAAGAAUACAUUGAUGGAAGAAACAUCAAAAUGAGAAAGAAGAUGCGGGUGAAUGUGAAUAUUUUAUGCGGAGCGACUGACCGUUUGACUUCCUCAACUCAAUUGGUCGAGAUACCAAUUUCAUAAGGUCUACACGUCAGAUGCGUGAAUAAAGAAACAACCAAAGUUGAAGAAUUUAGUGUUAGUGAUCAUAGCUAUUUAUAAUUUAAUUAUUAUUAGUGGAACCAUGUAUCCAGUCAGUCAUUAUAAUUCAUAUUUAAGUCUUUUAAUAAAUGUCUGUGUAUGAAUA
Molecule: messenger RNA, 2882 nt
Organism: Spodoptera littoralis (African cotton leafworm)
Lineage: Eukaryota; Metazoa; Arthropoda; Insecta; Lepidoptera; Noctuidae
Source: the annotation of a GenBank genome assembly